Messenger RNA from Elephantulus edwardii (Cape elephant shrew), 1883 nucleotides. RefSeq names its product LIM domain containing preferred translocation partner in lipoma (gene LPP). Gene Ontology annotation, cellular component: focal adhesion; stress fiber. The record is from RefSeq and is a predicted model, not a curated record. The transcript has 9 exons. The coding region runs from base 1 to 1839 and encodes 612 amino acids. Lineage: Eukaryota; Metazoa; Chordata; Mammalia; Macroscelidea; Macroscelididae. Gene Ontology annotation, biological process: cell-cell adhesion.
AUGUCUCACCCAUCUUGGCUGCCACCUAAAAGCACUGGAGAGCCCCUUGGCCAUGUCCCUGCACGAAUGGAGACCACCCAUUCAUUUGGAACUCCCAGCAUUUCCGUGUCCACACAACAGCCACCCAAGAAGUUUGCACCAGUUGUUGCUCCAAAGCCCAAGUACAACCCAUACAAACAGCCUGGAGGAGAGGGUGAUUUUCUUCCACCACCACCUCCACCUGUUGAUGAUCCUAGUGCCCUUCCACCUGGUUCUGGAAACUUCCCUCCUCCACCACCGCUUGAUGAAGGAGCUUUCAGAGUGCAGGGAAAUCCUGGAGGCAAGACUCUAGAAGAAAGGCGCUCCAGCCUAGAUGCAGAGAUUGACUCUCUAACCAGUAUCCUGGCUGACCUGGAGUGCAGCUCCCCCUACAAGCCACGGCCGGCACAGGGAACUGUUGGUUCAACAGCAUCUCCUCCAGUCUCCACGCCUGUCACAGGUCAUAAGAGAAUGGUCAUCCCAAACCAGCCUCCUCUAACUGCUACCAAAAAGUCAACUUUGAAGCCACAGCCUGCCCCCCAGGCUGGACCCAUCCCAGUGGCUCCAAUUGGCACACUCAAGCCCCAGCCUCAGCCAGUUCCAGCCUCCUACACCACAGCUUCUACACCCUCGAGGCCUGCCUUCAACGUUCAAGUCAAGUCAGCUCAACCCAGCUCUCAUUACAUGUCUGCCCCUUCAUCAGGACAAUUUUACGGUGCAGGGCCCCAAAGCUAUAGCACUCAGCCAAUGCCUGUUUCUGGGCAGUCUCCAGCUCCUUCAAACCGCGGAGGCAUGGAUUACACAUACAUCCCCCCACCAGCACCUCAAGUUGAUCAUGGCUACGGGUAUGCUCCCAACAACGCACGUUAUUAUGAUGGCUAUUACCCAGCAGCACCUGGAUAUGGGGCCAGAAAUGACUCUGAUCCUGCCUAUAGUCAACAAGGUCAACAAAAUGCCUGGAAGCGUGACCCCGGGUAUAUCCCUUCUGGAGCAGGGAACCAGAACUCUGCUGGUGUGUAUCCAAGUUCCGGUCCCAAGAAGACCUAUAUCACUGAUCCUGUUCCAGCUCCCUGUGCACCACCGCUACAGCCAAAGGGUGGACAUCCAGGACCAGUGGGGCCUCCAGCCGUUCCCUCCUCAUUCCGCCCAGAAGAUGAACUUGAGCAUCUGACCAAGAAGAUGUUGUAUGACAUGGAAAAUCCACCAGCUGAUGAAUACUUUGGCCGCUGUGCUCGCUGUGGGGAGAACGUCGUUGGGGAAGGUACAGGCUGCACUGCCAUGGAUCAGGUCUUCCAUGUGGAUUGUUUCACCUGCAUCAUCUGUAACAACAAGCUCCGGGGGCAGCCCUUCUAUGCUGUGGAGAAGAAAGCCUACUGUGAGCCCUGCUACAUUAAUACUCUGGAGCAGUGCAAUGUGUGCUCCAAGCCCAUCAUGGAGCGGAUCCUCCGUGCCACCGGGAAGGCCUACCAUCCCCACUGCUUCACCUGUGUGAUGUGCCACCGCAGCCUAGAUGGGAUCCCGUUCACCGUGGAUGCCGGCGGGCUCAUCCACUGCAUUGAGGACUUCCACAAGAAAUUUGCACCACGAUGCUCUGUAUGCAAGGAGCCUAUCAUGCCAGCCCCAGGACAAGAAGAAACUGUCCGUAUUGUGGCCCUGGAUCGUGAUUUCCACGUUCACUGCUACCGGUGUGAGGAUUGUGGGGGUCUCCUGUCCGAGGGAGACAACCAAGGCUGCUACCCCUUGGAUGGGCACAUCCUCUGCAAGAGCUGCAACUCCGCCCGCAUCAGGGUGCUGACCGCCAAGGCGAGCACUGACCUUUAGAGCCUGCCGCCCACUGAGAAGAGCGAAACACAAGAUGACGAUAA